CGCUUCCUGGUUCUCAGGUGGACGUCAAAGCGGCUGCCAAAAACCUCUGUCAAACAAGUCGAAAGUUGUCUGGACACGGGAGGGAAAUAUGUACCUGGCGGCGAGGACACCGUCAGCCUUUCCACGAAGCGACUGUUGUUUUGCGGCAUGGUAAACGAACGCGACUUUUACGGCUACCGAACGGCAGCAGUGGUUAUCGUCAGCCGGGACGCUGCUGUGGAAGUGAGCGGGUUAGCUGCCCGCGGCUAACCCGUUAGCGAGCUAGCCCGACGGAGCUAACUGCUAGCUUCGACUUGACGCUGAGCAGCUCGGUUCAAGUUUUGAGUCCCGACCCGAUUCAGAAGAGUUCCGAGUGAGCUGAGGGGGACAACAUGGAGAAGGUACAGAUGAGGAACAACCCUCGCAGGCAGCUGAAGAAGCUGAGCGAGGACAGUCUCACCAAGCAGCCGGAGGAAGUCUUUGAUGUCCUGGAGAAGCUGGGUGAAGGGUCUUAUGGUUGUGUAUUUAAGGCCAAUUAUAAAGAAACGGGGGAAAUUGUUGCCAUCAAACAGGUUCCUGUAGAGUCAGAUCUGCAGGAGAUCAUUAAGGAGAUCUCCAUCAUGCAGCAAUGUAACAGUCCCCAUGUGGUGCGUUAUUAUGGCAGCUACUUCAAAAACAGUGACCUGUGGAUCGUCAUGGAAUAUUGUGGCGGAGGAUCAGUGUCUGAUAUCAUCCGAAUACGUAACAAGACGCUCACAGAGGAGGAGAUCGCUACGGUCCUGCAGUCGACCCUGAAGGGUCUGGAYUAUCUUCACUUCAUGAGGAAGAUCCACAGAGACAUCAAGGCGGGCAACAUCCUGCUGAACACUGAAGGUCAAGCCAAGUUAGCUGAUUUUGGAGUUGCUGGACAGCUCACAGACACCAUGGCGAAGCGAAACACGGUCAUCGGCACACCGUUCUGGAUGGCUCCAGAGGUCAUACAGGAGAUCGGCUACAACUGUGUCGCUGACAUUUGGUCACUGGGGAUAACAGGGAUAGAGAUGGCUGAAGGCAAACCACCCUACGCUGAUAUCCACCCAAUGAGGGCGAUUUUCAUGAUUCCCACCAACCCUCCUCCAACGUUUCGUAACCCAGAGCUGUGGUCGGCAAACUUUCAGGACUUUGUCAGCCAGUGUUUGGUCAAAAACCCAGAAAAUAGAGCAACAGCCACACAGUUGUUACAGCAUCCUUUCAUCAAAUCAGCCAAGCCUAAUUCUGUCCUAAGAGCCUUGAUCCAAGACGCCCUGGAGAUAAAACUGAAGAGACAAGAGGAGGCAGAACAAAGAGAACAAGACGCUGAAGACGAUGACAAUUCGGAUGAGGAUGAGGUGGACCAGGGGACGAUGGUCCGAGCUGGAACAGGCGACUCCGGAACCAUCCGGUCCGCCGGCUCGUUAACGAGUUCGAUGAGCGGUACGAUGAUCGAACACGAGGACACGGGAACCAUGCAGUCGCAGCUCGGUACCAUGGUCAUAAACUCCGAUGACGAGGAUGAGGAAGAAGCUGGUACCAUGAAAAGGAGAGACGAGACCAUGCAGCCCCCCAAACCGUCCUUCCUGGAGUACUUCGAGCAGAAAGAGAAGGAGGCGAACAAUCAUAACGACGGAGGGCGCCGAGGAGAAAACAACGCAGACAACCGCAAACUCCCUCCUGAAGGAGAUCUUGAAGUGGUGAGCACGUGGUCCGUGGAGGAGCUGCGGGUCAGACUGGCCUCUCUGGACCCUCAGAUGGAGCAGGAGAUCGAGGAGAUCCACCAGCGGUACCAGGCCAAGCGGCAGCCCAUCCUGGACGCCAUCGAGGCCAAAAAGCGCCUGCAGCAGAACUUCUAAAGGAACGUGCAGCGCUGCUUACAGGACGGCACCGACCGGACAUCUGGUCCCGUGUUCCUCACAGGUUUCUGGUGUCUCAUCCUGAACCUCGGACACAACAUGGUGCGGCUGGAUGAGGAUGAAGAAACUGAAUAAUUCUCAUUUUGGAGCGUUUGAACUCGACGUGAGACAAACCUCCAAAGAGCUGUUCUUUGUAUCGACGUCUUAAAGAAGAGACGGUUGAAGAGUUAGUUUCACAUCAGCAGCUGAUCUGGAUUCUUCCACCUUCUUGUCUUGAACCACAGUGACCUUUUUUAAACUUUCAGACCCUUUUAGGUUUCUUCUUUAUUAGCUUGGGUGGUACUUUUAUUUUCUUAUGUUCUUCACUGUUUGCUGGAAAAAAACACAAGGCUGCUAAAUAUUUCAGUGUUCCCUUUGCAGACUGUGAAAAUCCGUUAAAAUGGUGACAGAAUUUGAAAUUUCCCCUUUAUAGGACAUUAAAACUGCACAAAUGUUUAUUAUUUGUUCUUAGAUCGUUCCUGUUUGUUUUUCGUUGGUUGGUGUUGCAGCACACAGGAAACCCUUCAGAAUAUGACCCCAGCUUUGUGCCUCAUGACCAAAAUACCCUCUAGAUCUGUUUUUAUUCUGAGCAUUUGGAAAGAAAAAUAUUUUUUCACAAAUAUUUCAGAACUACAGGCUUAUUUAGAAAGAUAAAAGUUAUUAUCUGAAGCUGUGACUUGGAUGAUCACAAACUUUCCCUCUUGAAUAUAGUGGCUUAGAAAUGGCAGCUGAGGAUUAUAGGAUUAUAUAAAUGUAGCUCAAACUGGAUGUUUGGGUUUUGGUCUGACUAAAACCAAACUCCUGAACCAUAGAUUUAUUCUUAUUUUAAUAGAAGCAGUAAAAACAUUUCUUCUGGAUAUGCAUGAAAUAAAUGUGACUCUUAUGAAGCAGUUUUUUUUUCUGCGAGUUUAAACACGAAAUAAAAAAAACAACAAGCAACAAAGAUCUAUAUUUAGCGUUAUCAGUGUUUGAAACGUGAUUGGUAGCACAACAAAUGAAAGUGUUUACACUGGUUUUGAAUGACAGAAAUCUUUAACUCUAUAAAUAAACAAGUCGUCAGGAGGAGGGAAUGAAAUAGAUUUAUUCACUUUGACGUCGUUCUGUUUUAGAAAGUACAUUUUCAUAUUCUGCCUUUUUCAGUUAGAAGCAAAAAAUGUUUGAUUGUAUUUGUAACUGAUAGUUGCUUUCUGUACAUUUAAUGUCCUUUUAAUAAUAAGUCCAGAGGUUUGAAAUGAGCUGGCCUUAAACAAUAGUUGUGAAUUUAAAUGUUUUCUACAAUUAGGAGUUUAUAGGUGUUMAAUGUACCAAAUUGUUCUGCCUUCUUUUAACCACUGGUGUCCUUAUUGUUGAUUUGGAUUUAUUUAUUUAAUUUUUUCUUUCUGUGAAUCUUUUUAAUCUUUUAUUUCUAAGUAAUCUUAAAAAAAAAGACCUGAGGUUUUUAAACUUUUGACUCGGCACACUGGAUUUUUUGACGAAACCUCCCUAAAACCAAUCAGAACCACUGAACCCAGGUCUGAUCCAGCUUCUAACAUUCCUCAGAGCUGCAGGGUUUUCAGCCAGAACAAGACAAAUGUAAGGGACCAUGUGUAGGUUUUUAUUUUAUUUUAUGUUUUUGAUGUAAGUUUAGUUGUGUUGGAGUAAUAAUGAGCGGCUCAGGUCAUGAAACUCCUCAGGGUUGUAAAAUAACGACUGCAGUGAUGAAAAACCUGCUGUUUUUGCUUCAGUCUUGUGUAAAUAUGAGCUCCUCUCUGCUGUUAAAGGAAAUCCUUCAGCUGAUGUCAGAAAGCUGUCGUUACCUGGUUUAAGCUGCUUCUGUGGACUCCUGUUUAUCAUGAGCACAAACUGGUUUUAGUCUUACAAGCAAAGCUAAAGGGAUUUUUUCCCCUUCAGGUUUGUGUGGUUCACUCUGAAUGCACUGUUUUUGUGUGGGUGUUUAGUUUCUGUGAUCAAACAGUUAACACUGGUCAUUUUUUUCUUUGCUUUAAUAAAAAAAAGGGGCAAACAUUGAUAAUAAUGUCGCCUCCAUCCUGCUGUUUGAACGCUGCAGAAAUUAAGUSAAAAUCACUGGAAAACAGAAACUUUCCUGCUGUGAAGUUUUACUUUUUUAUUUUUUUUUCAAAUGUGUUUUUGUCUAAACUUUGAAAACUGCAUAAAGGCUCUGUAGCUGCAAGUUCUUCAGUGAGUUCUGCAAAACUUUUACCAGGCAGUGAACUUUUGGUUUAACCAGAAACAACACAAGUGACUGAAAAUAGGUCAAAUUUAUCAGCUGUAUUUAUUUGUUGACGUUGGGUGUGGACCCUCAUUUUAGCAUCACCGUCAUAAAAUCUACCGGUCAUUGCGUUUAGGCUGCCUCAUUUAAUAUAAUUCAUGAUAACAUUCAGGCUUUAUUUCAUUAGUUUUGCAAAAGAAGCUUAUUUACAUGRUUUACGUGAAACAAACUGGUCAGAAUCACUAAGUUACAAAGAUUAAAUCAUCUGUUCUCCAGUGUUACCCUGCUCUGCAGAUAAACACCAGUUUAUUGGCUCAGUUUGAAGCUGGGAAACAAAUAAGACUAAAUCAUGGCCAGUUGGCUUUUAUUAGGAACUUUUAUACUUUUAAGGACAAAUAAAAGAAAACAUUAAUUGAAAGCAGUUCAUCGAUCUUUGUUUUGCUGCAGAUGUUUGUUGGGAAGGAGGAGGUAGAAAUGAUUUUUUUUCUUCCUUUUUGGUUUCUUGUCUCAGCAUGUAAGAAUCAGAGUUUAUUCUUGAGUCUCUGCCUUAAAGUACAGCAUGCAAUGCAAGUAGAGUAUGUUUUAUUGCAAUUGUUUUGUUUGCUUCUCUAAUAAAGUCAUUAUAGUAAACAGGAA
This is a messenger RNA of Austrofundulus limnaeus, 4731 nucleotides long. RefSeq names its product serine/threonine-protein kinase 4. Gene Ontology annotation, cellular component: cytoplasm. Gene Ontology annotation, molecular function: protein serine/threonine kinase activity; ATP binding. The record is from RefSeq and is a predicted model, not a curated record. Gene Ontology annotation, biological process: signal transduction; protein phosphorylation. NCBI's taxonomy places the organism in Eukaryota, Metazoa, Chordata, Actinopteri, Cyprinodontiformes, Rivulidae.